Messenger RNA from Anolis sagrei ordinatus, 2027 nucleotides. It is a transcript of the gene CELF5, whose product is annotated as CUGBP Elav-like family member 5. Gene Ontology annotation, biological process: mRNA splice site recognition; regulation of alternative mRNA splicing, via spliceosome. NCBI's taxonomy places the organism in Eukaryota, Metazoa, Chordata, Lepidosauria, Squamata, Anolidae. Gene Ontology annotation, molecular function: mRNA binding. Gene Ontology annotation, cellular component: cytoplasm; ribonucleoprotein complex; nucleus. The record is from RefSeq and is a predicted model, not a curated record.
CAGGCAGGCUCCAUCCCUUUGUGGUCCUGAUGCUGAGCGGCCUCCUCUCUGCCUGCAUCCCUUUUCGCAGCAUCCUCCGCCUCCUCCUCAGCAUCCCUCCAUCCUUCCUGCCUGUGCUUUGGGGAGGAGGAGGAAGGGGGGCGCUGUUUGGGGGGGAUGGCAAAGCUGCCCAGGCAGCCAGCCCAGCAGCAUCCUCCGCCUCAGCAGCAGCAGCAGCAUCCUCCGCCACCGCCGCCUCCCCGCGCCUCCCCUAUGAGCAGCGGUGGCGGUGGGGAACCCGAGGGCAUGAAGGAUCUCGACGCCAUCAAGCUGUUUGUGGGCCAGAUCCCCCGCAACCUCGAGGAGAAGGACCUCAAGCCCCUCUUCGAGCAGUUCGGACAGAUCUACGAGCUCACGGUCCUCAAAGACCGCUACACAGGCAUGCACAAAGGCUGCGCCUUCCUGACCUAUUGUGCCCGAGACUCCGCCAUCAAAGCCCAGACGGCGCUGCAUGAGCAGAAGACGCUUCCGGGGAUGGCGCGGCCGAUCCAGGUGAAGCCGGCGGACAGCGAAAGCCGUGGAGGUAGAGACCGGAAACUCUUUGUGGGCAUGCUGAACAAGCAGCAGUCAGAAGAAGACAUCCUCCGCCUCUUUGAGCCCUUUGGGGCUAUUGACGAAUGCACUGUCUUGCGAGGACCGGACGGCAAUAGCAAAGGAUGCGCUUUUGUGAAAUUCUCCUCUCAUACAGAAGCCCAGGCAGCCAUCCAUGCACUCCAUGGCAGCCAAACAAUGCCUGGUGCCUCCUCCAGCCUCGUAGUGAAAUUUGCUGACACAGACAAGGAGCGGACGCUGCGCCGGAUGCAACAGAUGGUGGGGCAGCUGGGCAUCCUCACCCCGUCCUUUGCCUUGCCUUUCAGCCCCUACGGGGCCUACGCGCAGGCGCUGAUGCAGCAGCAGACAGUCCUGUCGGCGUCACACAGCAACUUCGUCAGCCCGACCCUCACCUUCUCUCCGUGCCACAUCCAGCAGAUCGGCACUGUCAGCCUCAACAACUUGCCCAGCUCUCCCAUCACACAGACAUCAGGUUUACAUUCACCCUCCCUGCUGGGCAGCACUGCCGUUCCAGGGCUGGUGGCCCCCCUCACCAACAGCUUUGCUGGCGUGGUCCCCAUUCCCAGCAGCCACCAUCCCAGCCUGGAGGCUGUCUAUGCCAACGGGCUGGUGCCCUGCACAGCUCAGAAUCCGUCGGUAGGAGAGGCGCUCCAUCCCGCCUUUACCGGAGUCCAGCAAUAUGCAGCUGUCUACCCGACGACAACCAUCACCCCGGUAGCUCAGGCCAUCCCUCAACCUCUUCCCAUUAUUCAGCAACAGCAGCAGCAGCAGCAACAACAACGAGAAGGUCCGGAAGGCUGCAACCUCUUCAUCUAUCACCUCCCGCAAGAGUUUGGUGACAACGAGCUGAUGCAGAUGUUCCUUCCCUUUGGGAACAUCAUCUCCUCCAAAGUGUUCAUGGACCGAGCCACGAACCAAAGUAAAUGUUUUGGUUUUGUGAGUUUUGACAACCCCUCCAGUGCCCAGACUGCCAUCCAAGCGAUGAACGGGUUCCAGAUUGGCAUGAAAAGGUUAAAAGUCCAGUUGAAGCGGCCCAAGGACGCUGGUCAUCCCUACUGAGCAGGGAUGCAGGGGAAGAUGGACGACACUCUACAAGUUCUUUCUUUCUGUUUUCCUUUUAAAGAAGAGAUCCCGAGGAAAAGGGUGGACAAUGAUCCUCGCAAUCAGUUCAGGAUCCCUUUUUUGCGGCCCUUGUCCAUGGGAACACUGGUGUAUAUAUAAAGUGCGAAAGAGAGAUGGGGAUAUAUAAAUCUAUAUCACUCUAUAUAUAUUUUUUAAAAUGUGGGGAGAAAGAAACCACAAACAUUGCGCUGGACCAAACCUUUUUAUCCUUCCUUCCUUCUUUCUGCGGAAAAAAAAUGGGACCAUUUGCGUCUGAUUUUCGAAACGAGAGACGAGCAGCUUGGGAUCAAAACAGGGAGCGUUUUGUUUUUUUU